Molecule: messenger RNA, 2253 nt
Organism: Mycotypha africana
Lineage: Eukaryota; Fungi; Mucoromycota; Mucoromycetes; Mucorales; Mycotyphaceae
Exons: 7
Coding region: 1-2253 (750 amino acids)
Biological process (GO): mismatch repair; nucleotide-excision repair
Cellular component (GO): cytoplasm; nucleotide-excision repair factor 2 complex; nucleus
Molecular function (GO): single-stranded DNA binding; damaged DNA binding
Source: RefSeq, a predicted model, not a curated record
AUGGCACCCACUUUACGUAAAAGGAGAAGAAAAUUUGAGAGUAGUAAUAGAAACGAGAGUGAGAGAAAAAGCAAACGACCGAAAGCAGACGAGGUAGAAACAGGAAAGGACACUAUCGCGAAAACAAAUGACGAGCCAACAGAUGCGGACUACAACGAUCGCACAGAUCUGGAGUUUGAAUCGCAACAAAAACCAUUAAACUGUAGAACAGAUACUGACCAAGACGAAGAAGAUGACGAAGAGGAAUGUGACUGGGAGACAAUAGAAGUUUCUGAAGGUGAUAGAGAACAUUUGGAAAAUGAGUACUAUGAGCAUCAACCAAUAUAUAAUGAUGUUGAAAUUGUAAUGGAACAACAAAGCCGGCCAACGACAACGAGAAAAAAUAUGUCAGCCUACGAAAGAGAAUACCAGCGACAGCUACGAGAAUGGAUUCAUCAUAGCCAUGUUGUCUGCCUUACUGCCCAUUAUAAAUUAAGAAAUAUUUGGUGUAAUCAAAUCAAAUCUGCCUGUCAGAGUAUCAUACCUUCCCAUUUUUGCCGCAGCCGCUGUCAAAUUAAAAAUACAAAAAAUUUCCUUAAAGCUUUUGUAGACUGGUGGCGCAAAGAGAAUGGGUUUGUCAUAACGGGACCAGGACUUUUGACAAUUCCGUAUAAUCCAACUUAUCUCAAUGGUUGUCAAUCCCUAAAAGAUUGGAUAGAUGCGCGUAGCUCUGAUGAGAAUGGUGAUUUUAUACAGGACAAAGAAGAAUUUGCACAAAUAAACCAAGGAACCAGAGAUACAAAUGCAGAAUUGUUCGUCGCUAUGUUGAGAGCGUGUGAGAUUUUUGAUGAUGUGCGUUUGGUUUGCUCUUUGCAACCCGUUCCGUAUAAAAUACCCCCAGCUAAUAAGCAAAGUAACAGUCAAGAAUCUUCGACAGAAUUAAAAAACGAAAAAAGGAAAGCACGCACCACAAAUAAAUUUAACUUGCGAAAGCCUGCUCCAACGCCUCAGGUUGACUACAACACUUUACUAAGGGACCCUUUCAAGGCUGCUAAUAGACCGCCUACUGUAUGGGCCGAAGUUUAUUGUGAUACAUUGAAACGGUGGAUCUGCGUCGAUCCUAUACGCGGCUUCAUUGAUCAACCGCUCUUAAUGGAACCCAAUCAUAAGGCACGCAACUAUCAAUUAUCAUUUGUCCUCGCUUUUGAUCAAACUAAUCAAGUGACCGAUGUUACUCGUCGCUACACAGCUCGUUAUGAGAAGGCAGUUUUUGCGCGGGAACGAUCAUUGACCAAAAGAGAGAAAGAAGCAGGGAUGCUUUCAUGGUCAGACCUUUUUCUUUCACAGCUAUGCCACCGUCGUGUACAAAGGAAGCGUGACAGAAGGGAACAGGAGGAGUUUGCGCAGAAUCAAUCUAAAGAAGUCAUGCCUACAGUUUUUUCAGGUUUCAAAGAUCAUCCUUUAUAUGCUCUAGAACGACAUUUACUUACCUAUGAAAUUAUCUAUCCCAAAACCAAGGAUCAAGUGUUGGGCAAAAUCAAAGGCGAGGCAAUCUAUCCACGGCAGAACGUGAAAACCGUACGAACUGCAGAAGCGUUCUAUAAGAUAGGGCGCGUUAUUAUGGAGCGUGAACAGCCAGUUAAAAUGGUGAAAGCACGAGCAGUGACGAUGGAAAAAAAAAGAUUGAAAGAACAGGCAAAACAAACUGGAGAAGACUUACUGGUGGCAUGUUACGGAGAAUGGCAAACGGAGCCUUAUAAGGCUCCACCAGUGAAGGAUGGCAAAAUACCGAAAAAUAGCUAUAACAAUAUUGAUCUGUUCACACCAGCUAUGCUGCCAGAAGGAGCAGUACACUUACCUUAUAAAGGAAUUGCUAGCGUGGCUAAAAAACUUGGAAUAGAUUAUGCCGAGGCUGUAGUUGACUUUGAGUUUCAUAAAAUGAGAGCAGUUCCUGUGGUUAACGGAAUAGUAAUAGCAAAUGAGAAUAAGUGGCUUGUAUUAGAGGCUUGGGAGGAGCAGGAAAAAGAAAAGGCUAUGAAAGCUUUCGAAAAACAAGAAAAAGAGGCGAUUGCACGAUGGAAAAAAUUGAUCAAGAGUAUAUUGAUAGAUGCUAGAAUAGAUCGUGAUUAUGGCGGACAUAAAGAGCAGCAAUCCGUGAAAGAACGAUGGGAUACAUUCGCUGCAAACAAGGAAAAGUCACAAGGGGAAUAUGAUACAGAUGAAGACGGCGGCGGUUUUCUACCUAAUGAUAAUGAUGCUGCAGAUUCUUUCUAA